Xiphias gladius (swordfish) is the source of this 3974-nucleotide messenger RNA. RefSeq names its product solute carrier family 5 member 8 (gene slc5a8). The record is from RefSeq and is a predicted model, not a curated record. Gene Ontology annotation, molecular function: organic acid:sodium symporter activity. Bases 422 to 2272 code for a protein of 616 amino acids. The transcript is spliced from 19 exons. Gene Ontology annotation, biological process: propanoate transmembrane transport; sodium ion transport. Gene Ontology annotation, cellular component: membrane. Lineage: Eukaryota; Metazoa; Chordata; Actinopteri; Istiophoriformes; Xiphiidae.
CGAAGAGAAGCGAAGAGGCGAGAGAUAAAUCCUCCCUUCACUUCCGCCUUCAUUUGAGGCUUUGCGCCAUCCAGUUUCCCCAUUUUUCUUUCUGGAACAGAUUUUGCUCUUGAAAAGGUGUGUCUGCGCAUGUUGGCUCACUGGCCUGGCUUAUUGGAAUACUUCACUCAUUAAUCUUGUGAACAAGUCAUUCUCCUGGCCAGUUGACUACACAUGCACCUGCUUGGAAUUUCCUCCCUCUUCCCUCCCUCUCUCUCUCUCACAGACACACAUACGUAAGACGUUUCGGUCCUUUGUCUUGAGAAGUUGAUGUGCUAGGACCUCCAUUUAUCCACAGAGGGCUGUCUAUUUCUGAGUGCAGAACACAUGGGACAGUUUGAAUAACAGUUUUAAUUCUAGUUUUGGUCUGACUUCUACCAAAAUGUCAGGGGACUCUCUGGUAGCUCGCUCAUUUGUGGUAGCAGACUAUGUUGUGUUUGCUCUCAUGCUGGUGUUGUCUGCUGCUGUCGGGGUCUACUACGCCUGGGCGGACGGGGGCCAGAGAAGCUCUGGGGACUUUUUAAUGGGAGGUCGCAGACUGACGGCCCUGCCUGUCUCCCUGUCCCUGACCGCCAGCUUCAUGUCAGCCAUUACAGUAUUGUCAAAUCCAGCGGAGGUGUACCGCUAUGGAGCCAAUAUUGGAUUUUAUGGUCUCUCCUAUGUAAUGACGAUAGUGGUCACAUCUGAGGUCUUUCUUCCAGUCUUUUACAGGCUCGCUGUCACCAGCACGUAUGAGUAUCUGGAGCUGCGUUUCAGCAGAGCAACCCGUCUGCUAGGAACUGUGCUCUUCAUUGUGCAGACAAUUCUCUACACUGGAAUCGUCAUUUAUGCCCCAGCUCUAGCUUUAAACCAAGUAACCGGUAUGGAUCUAUGGGGUGCAGUCAUUUCCACAGGUGUAGUGUGUACCUUUUACUGCACAAUGGGUGGUUUGAAGGCGGUGGUAUGGACUGAUGUCUUUCAGCUUGGUGUCAUGCUUGCAGGGUUCCUGUCUGUCAUCAUCAGUUCUGUGGUCUUACAAGGUGGAAUCUUCCCCAUCAUUUUGGAUUCUGAAAAAGGAGGGAGACUCAAUUUUUGGGACUUUGACACAAACCCUCUGAGAAGACACACUUUUUGGACCAUAACCAUUGGUGGGACAUUUGUUUGGGUCAGUAUCUAUGGAAUCAACCAGGCCCAGGUUCAGAGAUACAUCUCCUGCAAGAGCAUCGCACAUGCCAGAGUAUCUCUGUACAUCAACCUGUUAGGCUUGUGGUCCAUCCUGCUAUGCUCAGUUUUUGCAGGAAUGUGCCUCUACUCCAUCUAUAAGAACUGUGACCCAUGGACAGCUGGUCUGGUUUCUGCUCCUGAUCAGCUGAUGCCAUAUUUGGUGAUGGACAUCUUGGGAGACUAUCCUGGCCUUCCUGGACUAUUUGUUGCAGCAGCAUAUAGUGGAUCUCUAAGCACAGUGUCUUCCAGCAUCAAUGCACUGGCUGCAGUGACAGUUGAGGACCUGAUCAAACCAUAUACUAACAUGUCUGAGAAACACCUAUCCUGGAUCUCUAAAGGACUGAGUCUCGCAUAUGGGACUUUAUGCAUUGGAAUGGCUGGACUGGCUUCACUCAUGGGGGGGAUCUUACAGGCAGUCAUCAGUAUAUUUGGGGUCAUUGGAGGUCCUUCACUUGGCCUGUUCGCAUUGGGUAUCCUUUGUCCAUUUGCCAAUUCCAAAGGAGCUUUGUCAGGUCUUGUGUCAGGGUUGGUCGUGUCCCUGUGGGUGGGCAUCAGAGCCCAGAUAUACCCUCCCCUUCCUGAGAUGACCCGACCUCUGCCACUGACCACUGAGGGCUGUAACUUCACCACUACAGGCAGCCUGAACUGGACCUCCACAGCUCUGCCAACGCAUCCAAACUCCAUUACCACAGCCCCGGUAAACAACCUUGGUAGCAGGCCUGUUCUGGCAGAUAACUGGUACUCUCUGUCCUACCUUUACUUCAGUCCCACUGGAACCAUAAUAGCUAUCAGUGUGGGGCUGAUAGUCAGCCUGUUCACAGGAGGCUGGUGGCUGAAGGUGGAAUCCAGACUUACAUUAAUGAAAGAAGACACAACUCUCUAUUACCUAAUCAAGUUUUUCAAAGACAGAGUCAUGAGGCGAACAGGAAAGCUUGACCUGACAAAAGACAGAGAGAAGAAAUUUGGCAACACAAAUCCUGCUUUCUGUGAUGUUGAACUGGACUUAACAAAAAGCAGCAUUCCCCCAUGAAAUGCAACCUAUAUUUUUGUAUAAUUCUUGAUUAAGUCUAAUUUUUUCUCUGGUCUAAUUGAAGAAAUGUCAAUGAAGGAGUUGAAUUACAGAAAAAAAUGUGUCUGACUUUCUAUAAUGUGUUACAACAUAAGAUGUCACAGUUUUGAGUCUAAAUUUGUUCAAGAUUUAUGUUUGGUCAUUGAACAUAACAAGGUUCAAGGUUAAAUUGACCAGCCAGCUGGAGCAUUUCUGUGGGGAGUUUGCAUGUUCUCCUGGGUCUGACUUUCCUCCCACAGACCAAAGAUAUGCAGGUCAGGUUACCCUUAAUUUCCAGUAUGUAUGAAUGUGAUUGGGAAUGUUUGUCAGUUAGCCCUGUGAUAAGCUGACAACCUGUCCAGCCCUCACUGCACAGGAUAAAUAUUCAUAAUGGAUUGAUGGACCGAUUUAUUUUUGUUCUCCAUCAGAUUACAGGCCAUUCAAGACAUCUGAACAUGCAUUUCCAGCAUUGGAUUUAUUUAUUUCUUAAACUAAAAAUACCGUUACAUUACAAGUAAUUAGUACCUAAUGUGUACGUGUGCGUGUCUGUUUGGUAUCUGGAAAACAAUGCCUACUCAUGGCAUGCUCAUUUCAUGUAUCUGUCUGGAAUGUUAACUGAAAGAACACACACUGACUCACACGUAAUAGAUGUAAUGUUUGUUUAUUUUCCUACAGUUCAGUGUUAGAUUAUAAAAGAAGGUGACGCACAAAGAUUUCCAUUUAUUCACAGAGGACUGUCUGAGAGAAAAGGUGCACACUGAACAGUUUGAAUAACUUUCUGAACAGUUUUAUUUCUAGUUUUGGUCUGACUUACACCAAAAUGUAAAGGGACUCUCUGGUAGCUCGCUCAUUUGUGGUAGUAGACUAUAUGGUGUUUGCUCUCAUGCUGGUGGUGUCCACUGAUGUCAGCGUCUACUACACCUAGGUCAGUAAGGGCCAAGGAAACUCCAAAGACUUCUUAACUUGGGGCAGCUAACUGAAAGCCCUUCCUGUCUCGAUGUCCCUGACCACCAGCUUCACCCGCCCAACCCAGCUGAAGUAAGGUGCCAGUAGAUACUCACUGCAUUUUUAGUUGUUCUUGGUUGAGGUGUCUUACCGCACAUUUAUGUUCUUGCAAAAUGAAAAGACACUGAAACAGCAAACCUCCUUUGAAUCAAAGACUAAUGAAUUUCUUUUCCGGUUAUGUUCAUUUCUUUUGGGUAGGGUGACCCACCAAAAGCCUGGAGGAAACUCAAGGACAUGUUUCAGUUUCAGUAAAAAAAAAAAAAAAGAAUGGUUUUACAGAAGAAUGAAAAUAUAAUAAAAUCACAGAUAUUGCAGACUUUUCUUCCGCAGUUUUUCCAGCGAAAACAGAUACUCCAGAUUUCUGAGCCAAUGCAAAUACAAAAUCCAUAUAAAAUCCUACAAGUCAUGCUCACCGAACAGGAACAAUAGAACCAGUAUUUACAGAUAUAUUAUGUAACAUGUUGUAUUUAAGCCUUUCACCUUUCGCUCAUAAAUUAUUGAGUUCAGUAUUACUCACAUAACAGAGCAAUAGCAAAAUAACUCCACAGUGCAUGACAAUGAUAAUGAAAAAUCAACUGAAAAACAGUGAAUUACAGUCCCAAGUAUGACUUGGUUAAAUAUUACACACCAUCAGGGCUAAAAAAAAGUAUAAAUGUUUUGUCUUCCUGCAGGUGGCCAC